CUCUCUAUUAACGUUGAGUUGUAACUCUUAUCCUUCAUAUACUCCUUGUAUUAUUUUAGGGAAUUUGUUUAAUCUCUUCUUUAUCGGUGUUUUUGUUGGUACUAUUUGUAUGUUUAUGGAAACGUCAGGUGUGUGUGUUUGUGUGGGUGAUGUUUAUAUAUGUUCGCUCAAAUGUAAAAAUAAAUAUUAAAAGUUUUAGUUAAUAUAAAUUCUUGUCUUAGCACCCAGGGUUUUGAUUUGGCUUUUCCUUUAAUAGCUAAAAAAUUGUUUUAAUAUAAAAAAACUGUUGAAUUUAAAUACUUUCUUUGAUACAUAAUAAAAUAAAACAUUGAUACUAAAUGCUCGGUACAGGAGUCGAAGAUGUUCAAAGCCGAAUCAUCGAAAGACAAUUUUUUAGAACAGACCAAAGCUGCCCGUGAAGAAAGAGCUCAAGAAAAGCGAAGAUUAACAGCUGCUAUUACCAUUCAAGCACAUGUGAAGGGUUGGUUGGCAAGAAAAACCUACACACAGGAAGUGCUAAAAGAAUUUGAUGAAGUAUUUCCAGAGAAUGAAGGGAAAUCGGAACUCCAGACAGCAUCCCACGUGUACCAAAUCGUCAGAAGAUUUCUGCUGGUGUGGCGUAAGCAUAGGGACAGAGAGAGAUUUGAGAAACUCUGCAGGUACCUGGUUCUUUCCUUGGAGUCAGACUCGGUGAAGAAGAGCUACGUGGGAGUGAUGUUGAACAAGAAGCACUCGUUGGCGUGGAUCGCACACAUGAAGGACAUCUUGAUGAAGUGCUGCGAGUACCUGGCAGAACUGAAGCCGAAGCUGCCCUCGGACAUGCGAGCCAUGUCGUUGCAUCUCCACACGCUCGUGGCGUUCACUUCCACCGGCACAUGGAGGAUCAUGCUAGACAAGCAUGUGGACGCGCUGAAGCCGGCCAUGAACCAGCUGUGCUCGAACAUCGUGGGACAUCUCGUCACGAAGGGUUUCUAUGUCACUCUCAAAGGUGUGCUGGUGAAGGGCCUGGGCCAGGCGAAGAUAGUCCUGAAGCACGCGUCUCUGCUGGCGCUGAUGACGCUCGCCUUGCGGCCGCUGCUGCUGGCUGGCUUCACGGAGAUCCUGAUGACCAUGUUCGUCAUCCACGUCCUCAGUGUCCCGGCGCUGGUCCUGCACUUGCAGAAUGUCGUGCCUGAAUGCGUGCAGAUGCUGGUGGGCCACGGCGUGCUGGAGAAGAGCCUGGACCUGCUGGGCUCGGAGCAGAACAUGAGGAUCGUGUUCAACAGCCUGGAGGGCAACUACGCCCUGUGCCUCGUGGGCAACCUGGUCCACCUGGCCGACAUCCAGCGCGACGACGCGCUCCGAGAGCUGUACUACCCGGCCUUCACGACGGUGAUCUCGAGGCUGCUGGAGAGCAUCCAGAACUACGUGGUGUCGAAGCGGUCCAAGACGACCUUCUGGAACCCGGUGCUGGGGUGGUUCGCCCAGAGCGUGGACUACAGCGUGUACGAGGCCAUGCCCCACGUGAAGGAGCAGCUGUUCCUGUUGUGGAGCGACAGCAUGGUGGAGGGGCUGGUGUCCCGGCCGCUGGCCCGGCUCGCGGAGGCCAACCACGACGUGGAGAGCCCGGGCUUCUCCGCGGGCACCAGCGGCAACAUCCUGCGCAGAGCGCUGGAGCAUCGCUCGAACCGAACCAGCGCCAGCAAGCACCAGCGCAAGCUGGGCAGCCCCGAGUGCACGAAGGUGGCGCUGCUGUGCUCCCUCUACCAGGUGGCGCUCGGCACCAUGACUCAGCUGAGGCUGGACAUCCUCACAGGGCUGUGCUACCAGGAUCGGCUGCUCUACAACCUGUGGCAGUUCCUCUGCAGCCUGGGGCCCAACUGCGGCCUCAGGUCCUUCCUGGACCUGCUGGCCGUCAACACCAAGUGCUCUGCCCCCGAGUUCCAGAUGCUCAUGCUGUUCUGCGACUGCAUGACCCACUACGUCACGAUUUUAGAUGACAUAGAGAUGUAUGAACAGCAGGAACCAUUUCGACUAGCAGACUUUGUUAAUAUGUCAUACUUUCUCAACUAUUUCCUGUACAGAGGAAUUACAACAAAUUUGCUCAACGUAAAGAGCUUGAAUACAAACCCCUUGUUCCAAUCCGCGCACACACUGCAUAUGGUGCUGUACAGGAGAGACUGUCGCCGUAGCUACACACCAGACAAUCACUGGCUCAUUAAAGACAUACGGGUCAGCACAUUCAUCAAUGAUCUAGAGAAAGGGAAGAAGACACCUCAGAUUCUCCUGCAGAAGAUGCCGUUCAUCAUCCCGCACGAGGAGCGGGUGAGGCUGUUCCGACGCCUGGUGGCCAAGGAGAAGACAGUCCUGGGGCUCACGGAGUCGGCCUGCGUGUCCCUGCAGUCGACGCUCAUCAUGGUGCACAGAUCUCGAAUAGUUGAAGAUGGCUAUAGACAACUAGCUUUAUUACCUUCGCAAGCUCUCAAAGGUGUGAUUCGAGUUAGAUUUAUCAAUGAGCAAGGAUUGGAUGAAGCUGGUAUUGAUCAAGAUGGUGUUUUCAAAGAAUUUCUGGAAGAAACGAUAAAACGGGUGUUCGACCCGUCUCUGAAUUUUUUCCGAGUCACGAGCGAGGAACGCCUGUACCCGUCUCCCACGUCCUAUCUGCAGGAGAACCAUCUGCAACUGUUUGAGUUUGUUGGUCGCAUGUUGGGGAAAGCUGUUUACGAGGGCAUCGUGGUGGACGUGCCGUUCGCAUCCUUCUUCCUGACGCAGCUGCUGGGGGCCCAGCACCAGGCCCUGUACAGCUCCAUAGACGAGCUGCCCUCGCUGGACCGCGACCUCUACCGCAGCCUCACCUUCAUCAAGCACCACGGCAGCGACGUGCGCGACCUGGACCUCACCUUCUCCGUGGACGAGGACUGCAUGGGCUCGCUGGUGACGCACGAGCUGGUGCCCGGCGGCCGGGCCGUCCCCGUCACCGGCGAGAACAAAAUAAAUUACAUCCACUUGAUGGCUCAUUUUCGAAUGAACACUCAAAUCAAAGAACAGACAGCAGCAUUUAUUCGAGGCUUUCGUUCUAUCGUCAAUCCAGAUUGGCUGUCGAUGUUUUCUGCACCAGAGCUGCAGCGCCUGAUCUCCGGGGACAACGUGCCGCUGGACCUGAAGGACCUGCGGCGCCACACGCACUACUACGGGGGCUUCCACGACUCCCACCGGGUCGUGUGCUGGCUCUGGGACGUCCUGGAGAAGGACUUCCACGAGGAGGAGCGCAGGCUCUUCCUGAAGUUUGUUACAAGUUGUUCGAAGCCACCAUUGCUUGGUUUUGCCCACCUCGAGCCACCGUUUUCGAUCCGUUGUAUAGAAGUUGGUGAUGACGAAGAUACGGGCGAUACAAUAGGGCUUUGGUGGAGGCUUGCUCUGAUGCGUGAGUGGAUUGUUCCUGGGGCGGAGCAGGCAGCGUGAUCCGGGGGUUCUUCACGAUCCGCAAGAAGGACCCGCAGAACCGCCUGCCCACCUCCUCCACCUGCUUCAACCUGCUGAAGCUGCCCAACUACCAGAAGAAGGCCACGCUCAGGGAGAAGCUGCGCUACGCCGUCUCCAGCAACACCGGCUUCGAGCUGUCGUAGCGGAGCUGCCCGGUGGCCGGCCCCCGUCCCGGGGAGCUGCCCUCGAUCCACGCGCCCAUUCAGACAGCGACACCCUCGACCGAACUGUUGCAAACUGAGUUCUCACUUCCAUACCUCUUCUAAACACCAGUGGCACAACAAAGGGGGGGGGGGGAAUGGUAUUUUGCCCCCCCCCCCCCCCCUCUGAAACCUUGAAGUAGGGGCAAACGGGGGCAAAGAAAGUGCUGUGUAAUCAAUGUUUAGAUAAUAAAAACUGCUUAAAUAGCACCAUUUUCCACCUUGAAAUACAAAUUUUCACUUCCCGGGGGAGGACCCCCGGACCUCCCCCCCCCCUCCCGCUUAAAUAGGGGGGAUCGAUGAUUUUUUAUAAAAAGUUAUAUUGCCCCCCCUUUGGAAAUUUUGUUGUUGCGCCCCUGCUAAACACUACAUCAAAAAAAAAAUCACACCUUCAUUUCCUGCUAGCCUAUAUUUUUAUUUUAACCAUAUGAGAAUUUAUUUAUGUAUAGAUAUGAUCUGCAGAUGUGAGAUGAUGCGAGGUUUUUUUUUAUAGUACACUCUUCGAGAUAAUGCGAGACUUUUCUACGACAGUCGGCUUCAGUGAAAAUUCAGAUUUUCGACAGUUGAAUUUUGAGAUCUUAUAAAUGGAACAUACCCAGGUUCGUGUAACACUGGACUAGUAAUCAUGUAUCAAAAUGUUUUUGAUAAUUAUAUAAACGUAUUUGGCUCUCAAAAUAUGAUUUGCUGAAUUACCAGUCAAAGAAUCUCUAUUUAUCUUGAACCGAGUGUAGUGUGUGCUUACUUGAAAAAAGUAUUGACAGUGCUCAAUAACAAAAUAUUUCUUGCUCUACUUAGAAUUGACUUUGAAAUGACUUGCAUCUAAAGUUUUUACAUCCAUCAUUAUAUAGCUGAAACAUUUGAUCCAUUCUUUGUACUAUACUAUUUAGAUAACUAAAGUGCUAGCGAAUGUGUUAUAACUGCAUUUUUAAUAUAGAUUUUUGUAAUAGACCUUUUGUGUUUUGGAAUAUGUUAGUUAAAAAAUUAAAUGAUAUGUACUUAGAUCUGUUUUAUGGUCUUAACUUUUAAAAUCACUACAUUUAAACCCUUUUAAGAAAAUCCCACUAAAAAAAAUUUUGUACUAAGAAGUUUAAAAAUGUUAGCACAUGAUCUAUUAAAGCAUACUGCAGGACCUCUUCUCUUGUAGAGUCGGCCACACAAUCUUAGCACAGCGGCUUUGCAACUUACAAGUAUGUCGUUUAAAAAUUCCAAUUAAUAUCAAAAUGUGUAAUACAUGUGAACCAACUCCAGGUGCUAAGGUAAAAAUUAAAGUUAGCAAAAAAAUUCUAAAUUGAUGUUUUGGAUUGGGCAUUCACUUAAAUCAAAAGCUUUUUUUUAACUAACAUGAUACUCUAAUUUUAUUUCUUAUAAAAUUUCCUAAAAAUUAUUUUUUAUAGACUGUGAGCUCAACUGUACAAUCACCGACCAAAGGUUCUUAGCAAUCCUUGUAGAAAGAUUUCCAAAAUUAAUCUAAAGUAAAUAAUAUAUAUAUACUAUCCAAGUAAAAGAAAUAUUACAAUAUUACAGAAUGAUUAUCUGAAUUAUUAUUAUUAUUGUUGUUGUUGUUGUUGUUGUUGUUGUUGUUAUUAUCCUCUUACUGGCGCCAGUGGUAAAUAAACAAGUUAGCUCACAAAAGAUUUACACCUAAAAUUAUAAUUCAAUAAUCACCUAAAUUACAAUAAAAAUACAAUACAGUAUUAAAAUUGCAUGAACCUUUAACAUUCUAUUAAAAAAUCACCUUGUUUACUGGGGAAGUUGCGUACAAUUUUUAACGGCCAUUACACUCGGUCGAAUGCUUCAUUGCUGCAGUUCUCAACCUGACCAAUUAAUUAAAUUGUUCCCGAAAAAUCUGUUUAUUCGUUGAAGCGAGUCCAAAUCACUUUUCCACCUUUGCAUAACAAAAUGCGUAUAACAAAUUAUUGCAACUGUAUGUUAGCAAAUUUAGUAACUUUUUCUGUUACACCUGUCCGCAUGCGAAGUAAGCUUUCUGCACCAACCGUGUUAAAAAUCGUCAUCAAAAGAGUACUUACAGUUUUCUUCAAUUUCAGCUUUAACACUCGAAUUCGGCACUAAAUAUCGCCAAAGGGCAUGGCACUCACAAAUAGGUUUUAACACAGUUUAAUGUUAAAACCUAACUCUCGCCCACCCGAACAAACUUGAUCCGGGCUUUGUUAAAGUCUUAGCACACACGCCACACGCUCAAGUUAAGUCCACUGCGUCCACGGUCGCGCAACAACCCCGAUCUGAUGACUCCUACGCAGAGCUCUGCUCGCACGCGUCGCCAGACUGUCUCCCAGCACACGAGUCCGCGACAGCACAGCGCCACGGCAAAGAUGUGUCUUCCUUGCACUUAGUGAACCAGUGUUGCAAACUGUUGUUUCUAGUCACUGAACCAAGUUUUCCACCUCUCCCCUGCACGCUCCGCAGUAUUCAUAUUUAUCAUACAAUUCUUUUUCUUUCCACAAGAUUUAAAAUUGAUGUAAAAAAAUUAUUAACAGAAAUAAAAAUUACAUAACUGCAUAUAAGCCUACCCACAAAAGGAGUUAGCUAAAUAAUUUAAAAAAGAAUGAUUUAACUAACUAAAUACAAUAUUUAAAAUAUAAAUUAACCAUAGCACAUGAAUUAAAAUUAAAUAAAAAAAUUAUCAAAAGCAGUACUCUGAUUAUAAAAUCAUUAAUAGUAGUAAAUAACUUCUAAUUAGGCCAGUGGCUGGCCACAAAUAUUUGAAUUAAAAAAAAAAUUCUUCGAAGGCGAUUUGAAAUUUCAAACAUAAAAAUUAUUAUUUAAUUAUUUGUAUUCAAUUAAAUUUUAAAAAGUUCUCUUUGAAUUAAAAAAUAUUUGAUUUUAUUUGAAGUAUAGUGAUACUGUUUCAUAUCACCUUAUGCAACUAUCGACUAUGAGAUCAUUGUACAACAGAAAUGUGUUACAUACCCAUUUUUAAUAUAUUAAUGUGCCUGUUGCAUCAAGCCAUACUGUAUUCCUAUAUGUGUACAGUGAACUGCAGGAUGGCUAAAUUUCAGAUUGCAGGACAUCCUGUAGUUAUUUUGUAGUUGUGUUGUUAUAUUAAUUUUAUUUGAAUCAGAUAUACUUUCAUUUUGUGUUCAAAUUUCAUACAAACUAAAAAUCUUAUACAUAUUCAUAAAGUGGGGUUGAGUGUUGUUAGAAUACAAGUACAUAAUUAAGUACAAAGGUAUGUGUUUUUAUCUCUGAAUCAUGUUUUUAGUUCAGAUUGUGGUGUACUUAUUUAAGAAAUAAUUUUUCAAUUAAUUUAUUUCCUUUUUUUUCCUCACAAGUAUCAUUGAUAUUCCGUAGUUGUAGUGGAGUUUUGAAGAUCUUGUAUCGAGAACUGUCAAUACAUUUUUCACAUAAGUGUCAAGUAUUGAGAAAACAGGUGGAGGUGCAUGAGUACUCAAAAUUUUGAGUCGAGUUGGGUUUUAAGUACUCGACUCAAGCCUUAUAUUAAAGUUUGAGUAGUUCACUGUUUGGUCUACGGAAAUAAUAAAACACUUAUAAAACACCACUAACACACCUUGGAGUACCUAAUCUAGUAUUAUAUACCUAGUAAUUGUGAGACUCCUACAACACAGUUCAGUAGGAAACAUGAAUAGUUUAUGCAGAGCUGAUUAAAAAGAUAUUUGUUAAAAUUUAAGUACUUCAGAACUUGACGCUUAUAUUCUUCCGCUGUUUCAUUAUUACUAACAAAUGUAUAGAUAGUUAAGUAUUGAAUUUGAUGGCUGAUUUUACAUAAUCUCAUACUGCAUUUAUGAUUUUCAUUUUUGUUUGGUAGUAUUUGCUGUCAUUUAGCGCAUCGUCGUCAUAAUUUUGUUAAUGUAAAUAUAUAAUGCAAACACAAAAAAUUAUAAUUUAUAUGUAAGCGUCAUACUUCAAAUUUUUUUAGAAUUCACUUCAGUUGCAAUUGUUGGUAAACGUUCGUUAUCACGUAUCCAAGUUUAUCCCUUGAUCCUGAUGGCAUGAUCCUGCUUACAUUUUCUUAUGUUUUAUUUAGUAUGUCAAUAGAUCCUGGCCAACCGAAAACUUUAAUAUCACAAUUUAAUUUAUGAUCAUAAUCAUUGUUACAGAAUUUUUUGACGUACUAAAUUAAAACAGCAAGUAUUAUGUACCACAGGAUUAAUGUAUACAGGAUUGUGCCAUCAGGAUCAAGGGAUAACCUUGGAUAUGUGAUAUGGAACAAUUACCAUAAAGAAAAAAUGAACAAUGGGUGACUAACAAACAGGGAUGACGCACCACAUGUACCAUAAAAGAACUACAGUUACUUUAGAAGCAACAUAUUUACUACAGAUGAAAAAUAACUACCACAGAUGCACCACAGUUACAGUAAAUAACCUUAUAUUUAAAUGUUACGGUUCUGCUACUUUACCUACCAAGCAUAAGCACAAUAUUAUCGUACAUACACCCUGAAUAUUCUUGUACUAGGUGUAUAGUGCAUAGGGCAAUAUCAAAUUUUAAUAUUUAAAACAGCAAUAAAAUGAUAGUGUCACCACAUCGGUGUGAAAAAUUGUUUUAAUUUUAACGUUAAAAAUUAACAGCCUAAAUUUAAAGUCUUUAAUUGCAAUGUAACUGGACAAGCAUAUUUUAGUUUCCUUGUGCUUCAUAAUAUAAUUUGAAAGAGUUACUGUAAUUCUAUUUUUUUUAUUUGUGGGUUUUUGUUUCUUAAAAAAAAUUUUUUAAGGAAAAAAUCAAAUAUCUAAAUUACAUGGAAAUAUAACAUAAAAUUAUUUUGUAAAUCUAAAUAUUAUUGAUAGGCAUUGUAGGAUAUUAUCCAUUUAGUAUUAUAAUAGUGAUUUAUAAACCAUCAUGAGAUACUAUAUAUAGUGUGCACUUUUGUGCCACUAAUCCCUGUUAGUAGAGUUUAAAAAGAAAAUGCAAAAAUAUUUAUAUUUAUAAAUAGUUAAACUGACUACUAGAUUGAUAAUACUCAACUUGACUCGACAUUAAGAAAUGAUACUCAUGCACCCUAAAAAAACUGGUGUAAUUAAGUCUCAUAGUUUUAAUCCUCAUUAACAGUACCUAAUGCUAACUUCAUUAAAUGAAGUAUUGUUAUACCUAGUCCCACAAUUAAGUAGUAUUGCAGGUACGUACAGGUUUUGUUUCUUAUCACUUUUUUCUCUAGAGUAUACAUAUUUUUGUCAGUGGCUAAUUUAUUUGAGUACUUAGCUAAUUUGUUUGUACAGAACAUUAAUGGUUCCUUGCUGUAAACUUGCCUCAGUAAAGAGUUCAGUUAUUAGGUUAAUUCAGAUCUUCAUGUUUUAAAGUAUUAAUGAGAUAUGAUUCUUUAUAAGAUGAUAAUAAGUUCAAUGUAAAAAAAAGUCUAAUGUUUAAUGUUUUUUAUUUUGAUAUUCCCCUUUUUUUUCCCCUAUUAAAUACUUAUUAUGAAUCAUCAGAAUGUUUUUACACUACAUAUAGGUUAACAUUAUGUAGCUGUCUUUUGAAGAAGUGUUUAAAGUUUUAUUUUACAGGGGGAAAAAAUACAUAUUUAGAAUUUUUAGUCAUUAAUUAUUGCACAAAUUACUCUGAACAGUUUGUAAAAAAAUGUCUACCUAGACCAUUGCUAACAUUUGUCCUAAUGAUGGAGUAAGCUGGGUUGUGUAUAUAAUUUGAUAAUGUUGUGUUAAAUACUGUGUUUGCAAAGAUAUCAGUAAAAAAAAAAAAAAUAAUG
Bacillus rossius redtenbacheri is the source of this 9336-nucleotide messenger RNA. Its product is annotated as ubiquitin-protein ligase E3B. The transcript has 18 exons. Gene Ontology annotation, molecular function: ubiquitin protein ligase activity; protein binding. Gene Ontology annotation, biological process: ubiquitin-dependent protein catabolic process; protein polyubiquitination. Lineage: Eukaryota; Metazoa; Arthropoda; Insecta; Phasmatodea; Bacillidae. The coding region runs from base 361 to 3441 and encodes 1026 amino acids. The record is from RefSeq and is a predicted model, not a curated record.